Molecule: messenger RNA, 549 nt
Organism: Phytophthora sojae
Lineage: Eukaryota; Oomycota; Peronosporomycetes; Peronosporales; Peronosporaceae
Exons: 3
Coding region: 1-549 (182 amino acids)
Source: RefSeq, a predicted model, not a curated record
AUGCGUCGCGCACUCCUGAGUCUCCGCCCACAGGCGCGUCGCGGGCUUCUCCCCGCGGGCCGUCAACUGGCCCCAGCCGCCACUCCCUCUCGAGGCUUCGCGAGCGCUCAUUCCAGUGCGCAGACGCCGUCCAAGUGGCCCAAGAGGCUGCUCAUCGGCGUCGCAGCGCUGGCCGCGAUCAACUACCUGCGGCAGGAGGCGCCCGAGAGCAAGGAGCGGCGGCGGCUGCUGGCGCUGGGGAAUGACGCCGUUAAGAGAUUCUCCAACAAAAGUGCCUCUUCCCGCUCGAGCGACCAAGUGAUAGCGGCCCUUGACGGAAGCGUGAGCAACGUGUUCCUCCACUACGCGCAGCUGAUGGCGUCGUUGGAGAAGGACAGCGAAGUUUCGUUCAUGCGCCAGCGCCUGGUGGACCUCGUGCGUAGUUCCCCGUCCAUGCGGAGUCGCGAGAGCAAGACACUGGACCAGUUCGACGACUUGAUGGCUCUGCACGCCAUCCGAGACGAGCGCCAACGCGAGCGCGGAGAAGGCCACCCCACGCCGUUCUAUUAG